Molecule: messenger RNA, 1671 nt
Organism: Miscanthus lutarioriparius
Lineage: Eukaryota; Viridiplantae; Streptophyta; Magnoliopsida; Poales; Poaceae
Source: the annotation of a GenBank genome assembly
AUGGAUUUGAACGCACCGCCGUUGCCCGAUGAUGAUGAGCAUCAGCCUUAUGAUGAACAGGUUGAGGUUGAGUAUGCUCAGGUGGAACCUGUUGAGUCUGCUGUCGCAAUAAUGCGCCGGGAGCGUGAAGAGAGACGCAAGAGACUAAAGAGAGAGCAGCAGGAUGAUGGUUCAAGGCUACAUUCCCAGCAGAUCAGGAAUGAUUAUGUUCCUCAACCCAAAAGACAUAGUCGCAUUAAAGAGGCACCUCAGGGCUGGUUGGACUGUCCUGCAUUUGGGGAGCCAAUAGAUAAAAUCAUACCAUCCAAAGUUCCUCUUGAUGAAACAUUCAAUGAGUCGGUUCCUCCUGGGAAGCGAUACUCCUCGAAGCAACUAGUUAACAAACAAAGAAAAGCUGGCCGCGAAACAUGUCUGGUGAUUGAUUUGACAAAUACCACCUGGUAUUAUUCACCAGCAGAAUGGACGAGUCAAGGUGCUAAGCAUGUCAAGAUUCCAUGCAAGGGGAGAGAUGCUGUACCUGACAAUGAAUCUGUUAAUGUGUUUGUCUAUGAGGCAAUGAUGUUCCUUGACCGACAAAAGCAAAAGAAUCCUAAAUAUAUGCUGAUUCAUUGUACCCAUGGUCAUAAUCGUACAGGUUUCAUGAUUAUUCAUUACCUUAUGCUUACACACAUCUCUUGUGUUGCUGAGGCAAUAAAUAUAUUUGCUCAAAGGCGGCCACCUGGCAUAUACAAGAGGGACUACAUUGAAGCUCUGUAUUCAUUUUACCAUGAGGUCCCUGAGAAUAUGGUGAUAGCAUGCCCUCCAACACCAGAAUGGAAGAGACCAGAUGAUCUUGAUUUAAAUGGCGAAGAUAAGCAGGAUGAUGAUGAUGACAAUGCUUAUCUUAAACCAUCUCAUAAUGAAUCAGAGGAUAAAAUCAUCACCAAUGACGAUGUGUUAGGGGACGCCGUGCCAUAUGACCAGCAAAAAGCUUUGCGUGACUUAUGUUAUCUGUUGCUUGAAAUGCCCAUUGGAAGAGGUCCACAAUUUCCUGGAUCACAUCCAGUUUCUCUUAACAGUGAUAAUCUGCAACUACUUAGACAGAGAUACUACUUUGCUACAUGGAAAGCUGACGGAACACGAUAUAUGAUGCUUAUUAUGAGAUAUGGCUGUUUCUUAAUUGAUCGGAAUUUUUGUUUUAGAAGGGUCCAAAUGCGCUUUCCCCAUAGGAGCCUCGAAGGCCUGCAUGACAGGACCUUGAUUGAUGAUGGAGAGAUGAUUAUAGACAUGGUACCAGAUUCAGGCUUGAAGAGAAGUAGAUGGGCCUACAAAGUUCAUGUUGCCACACGAUUCAUAAACUGUAUCGAGGGUGUAACUUCCGUUUCUGUUAGGAGAAAGGAUUUUUGGUUGCUCUCCACAGUGAAAAAGGUGCUUAAGGUGUUUAUUCCAUCGCUCUGCCAUGACGCUGAUGGCCUUAUAUUUCAGGGCUGGGAUGAUCCAUAUGUAACUCAUACUCAUGAAGGUCUUCUAAAAUGGAAGUACCCUGAGAUGAAUUUUGUGGACUUUCUGUUUGAGGUGAUGAGGAGUAUCACAGAUAACAUUACCGAGGAAAAGCUUCUCGAAGAGAUUGAUGAGAUAACACGCCUUCCAAUGUAUGCUCAUAAAAAGAUGGCUCAACAACGGCGGAGGUGA